CAUGCCCCGGACGCCCCGUGAGCGGCGGGCGCGCCAUGGAAGCGGCGCCGGGGCUGGGCUGGGGCUGGGCGGUGCUGGUGCUGCUCUUCGCUGCCUCCCUGCUCACCGUCUCGGCCUGGCUGCUGCAGUUCUCCCGGAGCCUAUGGCGCGGCCGCAGACGGUCGGCAGGAACCCCGCGGAGCCAGGCGGCCCCCGCCGGCCUCUGGGCGGCCGUACUGCGCCUGGGCCGGGCCCGCGAGGGCGCGGGGAGCUCUCCGGCGGCUGGGCCCCGCAGCUUGCUCGCCUCUCUCUUUGCCUUCCGCGCCUUCCGCGAGAACUGGCAGCGAGCCUGGCUGCGCGCCCUCAACGACCAGGCCCGCCAGCACGGGAGCUCAGUCCAGAUCACGUUUGAGGAAAGCCCUCGGCAGUUGCCAGCCGUAACUAUCAGCCACGUGGUCUACACUGACCAGUCGGAUCACAGGAUGGUGUUGCAGUGCCUCCUUUCAACUGACACAGUGCAGUUCCCUGUCUUGGUGGCCCAGCAGUCUCCGGCAGCGGUCUCUAUGGACACCUAUUGUGUCUCCCUGGCUGUACGGCAGGCCCAGUUGGAGAUCCGCCUGGAGGAGGUGGAGGCCGAGGGGCUGCUGGUCUCCUGGGCAUUCACAGACAGGCCCGACUGGAAGAUCUCUCUCCCGCCGAGACUCCAGCCGCACAGUGAAAACGAUGGCAAGGCAGACCUGUCUAUCAUCAAGAAUCUGAUUGAAGACUCCAUUAUUAGCACCCAGCCAGCCAUGAUGGUGAAUCUGAAAGCCUGCAUUAUGAAUGCCAACAUGGAGCCCAGCAGCAGGCUUUCCCCGGGAUCCCUCUCCAGCUCAGUGCCUGCCCUGAUGCCCAAGCUGCUGCUUCAGAACCUGCGAGCUCUGCACCUGGGAUCCCAGGAGAGCCAAGGAAAUGGGCUGCUGUGCUGUGAAGUGGAGCUGGAUAGCCCUCGGCAGCAGAAGAGAACAGGCUCUGUGCUGGCCGGGCCGGCUGCUGAGGUGGAGUGGCCCAGCAAGCUGCUUCUGGAGCUUGGUCCCCGGAGCAAAGAGUUGGUGCUGAGAGUAUUUGAAGGCAGCACUUUUGGAGAGGACGUGCUUCUGGGAUUUGUGGCUGUCCCCAUAGACCCCUCCUCCAAAGAGCCGCAGGGGCAGCAGCUCUACCUGCUGAGUCCAGGGGCCCCCAAGGGUCUGCCCCCAGCAGCAGCCAUUGCCGUGGAGCUGCUCCACCACGACAUGCCAGAGCUCCAGGCUGCCUCCUGCCUGCGCACCAGCAUCACUCCCACUAAAAAGAUUGAGAUGGGCCGGACCAUAAUGCCCGAUGGCACUAUUGUCACCACCGUCACCACCAUCCAGUCCAGGCCCAAGCUGGACUGUAAGCUUGAUUCACCCUCAAGAUCUCCAUCCAAAGUGGAAGUUACAGAGAAGGUCACCACGAUGCUUCCAGAAAAUGGCUGUCCUAGCAGAACAUCUCCCUGCAGUAGCAGAAGCAGCUGUGUGUCCAACGGCCUGGAUCCAGUGGCUGAGACAGCCAUCAGGCAGUUGACGGAUCUGACCAAUAAGCCUGCAAAGAGGACUCCAACCAAGCGCAGUACACUGAUCAUCUCAGGAGUUUCCAAGGUACCCAUUGCACAGGAUGAAAUGGCCCUCUCCCUUGGCUAUGCUGUGUCACUGGGGAAUCCCCUGCAAGAAGACCCCAUCAUGGCUGGUCUGUCAGAAUACACGCCGCCAAGCAUCUGCGAUGCCACGCAACAUCUGGAAAGUUCAUACUCGCCUCAGACGGCGAGCCAGGAUCUGGAUGAAACAACACAUUCAGACAUCUCUGAGAGACCCUCAGUGGAUGACAUGGAAUCUGAAACUGGCUCGACAGGUGCCCUGGAGACCCGAAGUCUGAAAGACCACAAAGGGCCGGGCAAAGAGCAAAGCCAACGGGAGUACCCCAUUGGUGGAGAAGCCCUGAGGAGCUGCUGCGUCGGCUGUCUCCAGAAGCCCCCGACCGUCGCUAAUGGUUAUCUGCUGUCUGUGUACUAUGGCCCCAAUCCCCCCGUCCUCCUGUGCAAAGGGAGUGAAGGCCUGGGGGCGGGUGGGUGGGUGGGAAGUCUUGCCAAUAGCCAUAGGAAACGGACACUUGGUGGAAUGAGGAGUGUAACAUACUGCUCUGCUGAGCACUCCUCUUUUAGCCUAGGUGGGGAGCGGGCAGCCCCCAUGGGCUACCUCCAGCCUGAAUCUGAAAUUUGGUGUGUGUGUGUGUAUGUGAGACAGAGAAGGGUUUUAUCCAACAACAGCCGCUCUGCCUGCCAGACUGUUGAACAGUAAGGGCAAAUAGCUGGCUUCCUUGGCAUCUGCGGGUUCAUGAGACACGAUGAGAAGGGCAGACAAGCCAGGCUCUUGGGCCCUGAACUGUGGUUCCCAAAGACCCUUCAGUUGCAGAACCCUCAACCUGGCCCGCCUUUGAGAAAGAAGGAUCUUGGUUGCUGUCAGAAGGGAGCCAGAGAGCUUCUAAGCAGAAAUCGCCUGGCGCUGCUUGCUCAAUCUCUUCCUUGCCAGACUUGGUGGCAUGGAAUGGAGGCCCCUUGCUGAGUUCCCGUCCCCUGCAGGGCACAGCAGGGAAGGGGAGAAAGGAGGCACCAGCUGCUGGACACAGCUCUGGAGGCUCCCCGAGAGACUGGACUGCACCGUCCUGACGUCCAGCUGGAUGCCGUUCCUGACCCUGACUGGCAAUGCACAUGAAUUGGGGUGAGCUGGCCCCUUCCUGCAGGUUCCUGGAAACAGACUGGGAGUGGGAGGAGGGGCAACAAGGAAAUCACUGUUUUGUUACCUAGAAGUCAGGUUUUUGGCAAAUUUGGAACAGGCUUCGCUGAAACCCCAUGUUUCUCAUUGGAAAUUGGGGGGUGGAGGGGGUGUCAAAGGCAAUUCCAGGUGGGAUGGCUCCCCUUUCUAUGCUGCAGGUUGAACCCUGUCCGGGCCCUCAACCCUCCAGUGGAUUUCUCUUCUGGCUGCUUGGGUCUGCAGGUCAGGGCUCUUGCUGUCCUGCCCUUGCCCCAUCAGCUGAUACCUCAGGAGGACAAGCUUGUGGGGCUGCUUGUGCCCACGAAGGAAUGCCUGCAGCUUUCCCUAGAUAGGAUUGCACUCCACAGUUGCAGGGAAAGUGCGCCCCCCCACCAUGUGCUGCAAGGCAGGUUUGUCACAAUAGGCCCCGGCUGGUUAUGGCUGCCUUGGCUGUCAGCAGGGAGUGCCAGGGCAUCGAAGCUUCCCGCAGUGUGUGUGCGUGUGUGUGUAUGUGUGUGUGUUUCAGGGGGGUUGUCUGCUUGGGGAGAGGAGGGAGGUGCGUCCAGCAGGCACAUUAUUCCUGCUGACCCUUCAGCAGUAGAGAAAGUGAUGUGUUUUCCCCUGGGGUGUCCUGGGAACCUGUGUCCCAGAGGUCAAUUCCUAUGAUUGUUCCUGUCAGUUUGAUGGGGGAGGGGGGAGCUGAAGAGGUCAAUUUAGGUUGAAGUCAUUGGUACAACUUUGCCAUGAAGACCGGCAAUUCUAUGUUUCUCUCCUGAUCUCCUGCUGGCUGCAAUCCUGUGAUUUGACUCAACCCUGUCUGAGCGCUGCAGAUAACACUGUAUUUGCCGAUUUGUCUACCUUUGCCAUGUUUGUCUAGUCUUGAUGGAAUUACUUGUAGAUUUACCUUUGAAACACUUUGGAUCAUUUUUUUCUCAUUUUUUUCCAUUUCUAAGAGAGGUGAAGAUAAAGAGUUAGCCCUA
Crotalus tigris (Tiger rattlesnake) is the source of this 3763-nucleotide messenger RNA. RefSeq names its product C2CD2 like (gene C2CD2L). The coding region runs from base 36 to 2330 and encodes 764 amino acids. The record is from RefSeq and is a predicted model, not a curated record. Gene Ontology annotation, biological process: positive regulation of insulin secretion involved in cellular response to glucose stimulus. Gene Ontology annotation, cellular component: cytoplasmic side of apical plasma membrane. Lineage: Eukaryota; Metazoa; Chordata; Lepidosauria; Squamata; Viperidae. Gene Ontology annotation, molecular function: phosphatidylinositol binding; phosphatidylinositol transfer activity. The transcript has 14 exons.